Molecule: messenger RNA, 2669 nt
Organism: Desarmillaria tabescens
Lineage: Eukaryota; Fungi; Basidiomycota; Agaricomycetes; Agaricales; Physalacriaceae
Product: atypical/PIKK/PI3K protein kinase
Exons: 11
Coding region: 35-2581 (848 amino acids)
Biological process (GO): autophagosome assembly; autophagy of peroxisome; phosphatidylinositol-3-phosphate biosynthetic process
Cellular component (GO): cytoplasm; peroxisome; phosphatidylinositol 3-kinase complex, class III, type II
Molecular function (GO): 1-phosphatidylinositol-3-kinase activity
Source: RefSeq, a predicted model, not a curated record
CUAAUUGGGCCUUUCUCCCUCUCUUCCCGCCACUAUGGACAAGGAUAACCGCGAUGAUUUUACCUUUGCUACCCUUUCCAAUCUCAAAAUGCCCGUCACCUUUCGAAUAAACCAACUUGAGGGCAUUCGACAUCCUAGGACCUUUACCGAGCUGCUGGAUAAGCCAGAGCUGCGCUUUCACGGUGUUCAGUCUGCCACGUUGUCAGAUCUCUACGUAACCUGUCAGCUCGUCGCCGACAACAAACCCCUUACCAUUCCCUUUCGAACUGCAUUCAAGGCGUUCAAAAAUUCAUACACGUGGAACGAGUGGAUAACCCUUCCCAUUCGAUACUGUGACCUGCCACUCAACUCUCAGAUAACCUUUACCGUGUGGGAUAUCGCUGGACCGAGAACAGCUACGCCUGUUGGCGGAUCGACUUUUCGACUCUUUGGCAAGAAAUGGACUUUGCGGCGGGGCAAGCACCGUUUAUUACUCUGGCAGGGCGUAGAAGCCGACGGAUCUGCGGAAACAAGUACCCCAAGCAAAUAUGGGUCGAGGGACGAGAUGGGUAGGCUAGAAAAGCUCGUGAAGAAAUACGAGCGUGGUGACCUCCCAAAGUCAGACUGGCUCGACAAGAUGACGUUUCGAAAGAUGGAGGAAGUACACGCUGCAGAAACCCAGAAAUCCGAUAACUUGUAUCUCUACAUUGAUUUGCCUCGAUUCGAUUUUCCCGUAAUAUUCAACGAGCCAGAGCCUCCUCCCCAACCGGCGGCGUCCACAUCAUCAGCACCUCCGCCACCAACUCCUGUACCCGGUGCAUCAUCGUCAUCAGCCACCCAUGAUUCUCAUCAUCUCUGGAGUAUAAUUGAUCCUGACAUCGUUCGAGAGAACCCCGUGGAGGAUAAACACCGGCGACUCGUUCGGAGUCACCGAAGCGGCCCAUACGACCGAGAACUCAAACCGAAUGCCAAAAUUCGUGAUAAUAUCGGUGAAAUCCUGAAUUAUGCCCCUAGUCAGCCUCUCAAUUCCGAGGAGAAGGAUCUGAUAUGGAAAUUCCGCUUUUACCUUGCCCGCGACAAGAGAGGCCUUACCAAGUUUCUCAAUUCUGUGACGUGGCGCGAUCCAUCAGAGGUGAAACAAGCAGUAGAAGAACUCCUGCCCCAGUGGACAGAGAUCGACACAGACGACGCACUAGAACUGCUUGGUCCUGGCACGGUGGAUUCUCGCGUAAGAGCAUUCGCUGUCAAACAACUGAAUAGAGCAGAUGACGAUGAACUACUCUUAUAUCUACUGCAAUUGGUACAGGCCCUGAAGUUUGAAAGCGCCGCCAGCGAUGCACGGUCGUCGAGAUCUGUCUCUAGCGCAAUAUCAUACGAUGACAGUGGCCUCACAGACUUCCUCAUAUCUCGCGGCGUACAGAACCCUAUUCUUGGCAAUCGGUUAUACUGGUAUCUCAUGGUGGAGGUGGCCCUUGAAGACAAGGUGAUUUCGAAGAUGUACGGACGCGUUGUGUUCAAGUUCAUGAACAAGAUCUUAGAGUCACCCGAUGGCUCCAACCGUCGCGAAUUAAUGCGACGGCAAGGACAGCUUGUUGAAACACUGGCCAAGCGUGCCAAAGAGCUUCGUACAUCCAAGGAUCCUCGACCGAAGAAGAUUGAAAAGCUUCGUUCGAUCAUCAACGACUCAAAGAAUGGCUUGAACUCCAUACCCCCACUCCCCCUUCCUCUCAACGCUCGCAUCGAAAUCACCGGUAUUAUCGCAGAAAGGUCGUCGGUGUUCAAGUCGAAUUUGUACCCGAUGCUGCUGUAUUUCCAGUGCUCCAAUGGCUCAGAAUAUCCUGUGAUCUUCAAGGAUGGCGAUGAUAUGCGACAGGAUCAGCUUGUCAUACAGCUCUUUACGCUGAUGGAUCGGUUGUUGAGGAAGGAGAACCUGGAUUUGAAGUUGAGCCCGUAUGAUGUCCUGGCCACGGGUCCGUUGCAGGGAAUGGUGCAGUAUAUCCCUAGUAAGACUAUCGCUGCUAUUGUUAGCGAGCAUGGGAACCUUCUUAAUUAUCUUCGCGCUAAUUACCCCGACGAGGGAAGUGUCGGGACCUUAGGGGUCGAGCCGGGUGUGGUCGAUACUUUCGUGCGGAGCUGUGCUGGCUACUGUGUGGUGACCUACCUGCUCGGUGUUGGCGAUCGCCAUUUAGAUAAUCUUUUGGUCGCUCCUGAUGGGCACUUUUUCCAUGUCGACUUUGGAUACAUCUUAGGACGAGAUCCCAAACCCUUCCCACCCGCGGUCAAAGUCUGCAAAGAAAUGGUUGAUGGAAUGGGAGGCGCACAAUCACCCCACUAUGCCCGCUUCAAGAAUUUUUGCUUCACGGCGUUCUCGAUCUUGCGAAAGAACGCGAAUCUUAUACUGAACUUGGUAUCGUUGAUGGUAGAUGCUAACAUACCGGAUAUCAAGCACCGGGAUGUACACGAGCAGUUGCAGGAGAAAUUUCGGUUAGAUCUUACAGAGGAGGAGGCGAUUAAACAUUUCGAGACGUUGUUGAAUGAGACGUCGUAUAUUACGGUGGUGUUGGAUCGGAUUCAUGACUUGGCUCAGUAUUGGAGGAGCUGAUUGCUGCAUUGUUACAUAUUGUAUUUUUGGCUAAUUUGUAGAAUCCGCGGGUGUCUGAUUGUUCUUCUUCCAUAGUUCGUUUCCGGUA